Polyodon spathula (Mississippi paddlefish) is the source of this 1878-nucleotide messenger RNA. RefSeq names its product pyrroline-5-carboxylate reductase 1a (gene pycr1a). The record is from RefSeq and is a predicted model, not a curated record. NCBI's taxonomy places the organism in Eukaryota, Metazoa, Chordata, Actinopteri, Acipenseriformes, Polyodontidae. The coding region runs from base 173 to 1123 and encodes 316 amino acids. Gene Ontology annotation, biological process: L-proline biosynthetic process. Gene Ontology annotation, molecular function: pyrroline-5-carboxylate reductase activity. The transcript has 8 exons.
UUCAUUUUUUUGGGAACAUGCAGGCGAGUUAGGAGGAAGCCACGUUGACAGCAGCGCGGUGGCAGCUGAGUUGCAGAUUCACAAAGGUGGAAAGUGUCUGAUUGUCACCCAACAGCUACAUCUUUUGUUUAGUCACAACACACCAUUAGAAGAAUAUCUAUAAAAUAUAAAAAUGAGCGUCGGGUUCAUUGGAGCGGGGCAACUGGCGUAUGCCCUGGCGAGAGGGUUUACAGCUGCAGGUGUAAUAACAACUCAUAAGAUCACAGCCAGUUCCCCAGAUACUGGACUCCCUACUGUGACCGGGCUAAGGAAACUGGGUGUGAAUUUCACAACUAGCAACAAGGAGACAGUGAAGAACAGCGAUGUCUUGUUCCUGGCUGUCAAACCUCACAUCAUCCCCUUCGUUCUGGAUGAGAUCGGGCCUGACAUCGAGAAUCGGCACCUGGUAGUGUCCUGUGCUGCUGGAGUCACAAUUAACUCCAUUGAGAAAAAGCUGUCUCUGUGCCACCCGGCCCCGAAGGUGAUGCGCUGCAUGACGAACACGCCGGUGGUGGUGCGGGAGGGAGCCACGGUGUACGCCACGGGCUCUCACGCCGAGGUGGAGGACGGCAAGCUCCUGGAGCAGCUGAUGGCCAGCGUGGGGUUCUGCAUCGAGGUGGAGGAGGACCUGAUCGAUGCUGUGACCGGGCUGAGCGGCAGCGGGCCUGCCUACGCAUUCACAGCCCUGGACGCGCUGGCGGACGGUGGAGUGAAGAUGGGGCUGCCGAGGAGGCUGGCGCUCAGACUGGGAGCUCAGGCCCUACUGGGAGCUGCUAAGAUGGUGCUGGACUCGGAGCAGCACCCGGGCCAGCUGAAGGACAACGUGUGCUCCCCAGGGGGCGCCACCAUCCAUGCGCUGCACGUCAUGGAGAGCGGAGGCUUCCGCAGUCUUCUCAUCAACGCAGUGGAGGCAUCCUGCAUCAGGACCAGGGAGCUGCAGUGCCUGGCCGACCAGGAGAAGAUCUCACCAGCUGCUAUCAAGAAGACAACUCUGGACAAGGUCCUCCAGGAGUCUACCUCGACGGGGGUCAAGGGGAGAAUCAGCCUGCUCAAUAAUAGCAAGGGGACCAAGAACAAGAACUAAAUAUCCAGCAAACGCUUGCCACACAGCAGAGCUGCACGUCCCGUCCUGUCCCCCCCUCCGGAUGAAGGGUAUGAUGUGAGGCACUUGGUUUGCAGUGCCCGGUGGGGCGAGGUAGAAUUUUGGAAGCCAGCGUUGUUUCUUUCCACAGACUUGUGACUCCAGUCAGUCACCAGUAGUUGAGGCUUUGAGCUCUAGUGUAUAGGGUAGUUAAAUAUUUGCAUGCAGUUUUAAAAUAAAAUUUGGUUUCUGCUAGGGGUAAUCAAAGCGUAUUGGCUCUGCUUCUGUUAGUCUCAACAUUUUCAAUGUACAGAAUUUCAGUUAUGAUGUUUAUGUCUGUGCAGCUCAUGUGCAUAAAUUAACAAACAUAACAGAAAAAUAAGCUGCAAAAUUGAAGCUAAAAACUAUAUAAUUGUUGUAAGAAAUGUUUACAAUAUAUUUAUACUAUAUAGUGCCAUGCUAAUACAGCAUUAAAUCCAUUCUCUCCACUGCUUGCAACCUUCGCCCGAAAUAGUGGAAUCUGUAGAACUACAUUGUGUAUAUAUGCUGUACUAUUUUUAUUUUUUAUUUUUUUAAUGUUUUAGUUUGCAGUCUUCUUUGCAUUUGACUUUUCUGUAAAAAUUAUCUGUAAAAUAACAUGAUCUACAAAAUCAUAUUGUAGCAGUUAAAAAUAAAUAAAUACAUUGUGUUCAUGGAUGUUUUUUGAGAGAUUGUUACAGGGGCUGGCCUUUUUCACAAGUAAAUAAAAGUAAGAGCUA